AUGGUUCUUGCCAGCUCCACCACCAGCGUCCUCUCCAUGCUGCUCCUGCUCCCGAUGCUGUUCCACUGGGGACUCCAGACUCCAGUCAGGACCUCACCUCUCUCAGGCACAGCCAGCACACUGAGUUGCUCCUCAAUUGCCAAGGAGAUUAUGAGGAAGCUCAACGCAUCCGAACUCACUGACGAUGAUGUCAGAGAUCAACUCAGGAAUGAGACCUUACAGAGAGCAAACCUGUGCGAAUUCCUGCAAAUGAGAAAGCAGUUGAAGAUAGAGGCUAUCAAGACCAAUCUUGAGUACCUUGAGCGUUGCCUGCCGGCAGCUGUGAAUGCCUCCAAGAUGACAGACAUCUUCCUUGAAAAGAAUUCGAAUGACUUCCAGAAGAAACUAAAGUACUAUGUGAGCCAACUUAAGAAUCUGCAGCUAACACCCACCCCUGGGUCACCUCAUCCAACAUCUGACUCUGCUUUUUGCCCCGAGUCCAAUUCUGGGCUGGGCACUGGGGUGCUCCAGGUCUGUACUGCUGAGGAAACUUACAAUGAGCAGAAGUUAUUGACUGGGUCAGACACAGACCUGGCGCAGGAGGAUGUGCAGGUGUGA
This is a messenger RNA of Peromyscus eremicus (cactus mouse), 597 nucleotides long. Its product is annotated as interleukin-3-like. Lineage: Eukaryota; Metazoa; Chordata; Mammalia; Rodentia; Cricetidae. Gene Ontology annotation, biological process: immune response. Gene Ontology annotation, molecular function: interleukin-3 receptor binding; growth factor activity. The transcript is spliced from 6 exons. The record is from RefSeq and is a predicted model, not a curated record. Bases 1 to 597 code for a protein of 198 amino acids. Gene Ontology annotation, cellular component: extracellular region.